Messenger RNA from Melospiza melodia melodia, 2501 nucleotides. RefSeq names its product E3 ubiquitin-protein ligase TRIM39-like. The record is from RefSeq and is a predicted model, not a curated record. Gene Ontology annotation, biological process: protein ubiquitination. Gene Ontology annotation, cellular component: cytoplasm. The transcript has 7 exons. Lineage: Eukaryota; Metazoa; Chordata; Aves; Passeriformes; Passerellidae. The coding region runs from base 1 to 1728 and encodes 575 amino acids. Gene Ontology annotation, molecular function: ubiquitin protein ligase activity; protein binding; zinc ion binding.
AUGCCGAGCCAAACCGCCCCGCGCCACGCCCGGCGCCGAGCCCGGCUCAUCUCGGCAGCGCAGCCGCUCCGCUCCCGCUCUCAGCCCGGGACACCGGCAGGAAGCGGAGCCGCCGCGGCCCCGGGGGAGGCGGAACCGGGGCGGAACCCAGGCGGACCCGAGGAGAAACCGGUGCGGAACCGAGGCGGAACCGGUGCGGCCCUGAGGCGGACCCGAGGCGGAACCGAGGCGCGGACCCGAGGCGCGGACCGGAGGCGGAACCGGGGCGGAACCGAGGCGGAACCAGGGCGGAACCGGGACGGAACCGAGGCGGAACCGGGACGGACCCGGUCCGGUGCCGGCGGCGCGGCCAUGGCCGAGCUCCGCGCCGAAGCCUCGUGCCCGCUGUGCCUCGGGCUCUUCCAGGAGCCCGUGUCCAUCCAUUGCGGGCACAACUUCUGCCGGGCGUGCAUCGAGCGCUGCUGGCGGAGCUGCCGGGACAGCUUCGCGUGCCCGCGCUGCCGGGAGGCGGCCCCGGAGCGCAGCCUGAGACCCAACGCGGAGCUGGCCGGCAUCAUCCGCAUCGCGCAGCGCCUCAGCCUCCGCGGCCGGGCCCGCGACGGGGAGCGGCUCUGCCCGAAGCACGGCGAGGCGCUGAAGCUGUUCUGCGAGGAGGAGCAGAGCCCGGUGUGCCGCGAGUGCCGCCGCUCCCCGGAGCACCGGCUGCACGCCGCCGUGCCCAUCGAGGAGGCGGCGGAGGAGCACAAGGAGAGAUUCCAGGCUCACGCGCAGAUCCUCAGGGACCGCAGAGAGAAGAUGCUGGGGCAGAAGGCGGCGGAGGAAAGGAAGAGCUCGGAGCUGCAGGAGCGGGUGGCGGCGGAGCGGCGGCGGCUCCGGUGCCGGGUGCGGGAGCUGCAGCAGCUCCUGGAGGGGCAGGAGCGGCUCCUCCUGGCCCGGCUGGCGCAGCUGGAGCGGGACAUCGAGCGCAGGCGGGAGGAGAGCGUCGGCCGCCUCUCGGAGCGCAUCUCCUCCGUGGGACGGCAGAUCCAGGAGCUGGAGGAAAAGUGCCGGCAGCCGCCCUGGGAGCUGCUGCAGGACAGCAGAGACAUCCUGAGCAGGCUGGAGGAGCAGAGCGCCCCAGAGCCGGUGGAGACCUCAGCAGAGCUGGCAGAGGAACCCACAGGGCCGCCCCAGGAAAAUGUCACCCUCAAGGAGAUGCUGAAGAAAUUCCAAGUCAGCCUGACGCUGGACCCCGACACCGCCCACCCCCGCCUGGCCCUGUCCGAGGAUGGGAGAUGCGUCUGCUGGGACGACGCCCGCAGAUCCGUCCCCGAGCACCCCAAACGCUUCGACUCCUCCCGCUGCGUGCUGGCCCGCGAGGGGUUCACCUGCGGCCGCCACUACUGGGAGGUCCAGGUGUGCCAGGGCUCGGCCUGGGCCCUCGGCGUGGCCAAGGCCUCCGUGGCCAGGAAGGGCCGGGUCAGCGUCAAGCCCGAGCGGGGGAUCUGGGCCGUGGGGCAGUGCGGCAGCCAGUGCCAGGCUCUGACGUCCCCCAGUGUCCCCAUCGCCCUCCCUGAGGCCCCCGAGGUGGUCGGGGUCUACCUGGACUAUGAGGGCGGGCGCGUGGCGUUUUUCGAUGUGCAGAGGGAGGUGCCGAUGUUCGCGUACCCCGCGGCGAGGUUUGGGGGCGAGGAGCUGCUGCCCCUGCUGUGCCUGGGCAGGGGGUGCUGCUUCAGGCUCAGCCCCUGAGCCCCCCGAGGUGGGGUACGCAGCUGAGAGGGGGUUUGGGUGGGAAAUUGCAUUUUUUACAUUGCUUCUCCAUCAUUUCUUCAUAAUUUCCAUCGUUUCUCCGUCAUUUCUCCAUCAUUUUUCCAUCAUUUCCAUUAUUUCUCCAUUAUUUUCUCCAUCAUUUCUUCAUAAUUUCCUCCAUCAUUUUCUAAAUAAUUUCUCCAUAAUUCCUCGAUCAUUUUCUCGAUAAUUUCUCCAUAGUUUCUCCAUCAUUUCUCUGUCAUUUUCUCCCUCAUUUCUGUACAAUUUUCUCCCUCAUUUCUCCGUCAUUUCUCGAUAAUUUUUUCCAUCAUUUCCAUCAUCUCCAUUUUCCUGCAAGAAGAAUUCAGAGAAAUGUUGGUCCGAGGGUUCUGAGAGGCUUUUACCAUUUGGGAGUGAGAAAUAAAAAGGGAUAAAAUGCACAGAGACCUCUUUUUUUAGUGAAUUCAACCCCAAAAUCUUGUGUUUAGGUCGUCUUAUGAGCGAUAAGGCCCUUAUCACAGCUCCCUGGUGGUCUAGUGGUUAGGAUUCGGCGCUCUCACCGCCGCGGCCCGGGUUCGAUUCCCGGUCAGGGAAUGUGUUUUUACUUGCCCUAAAAAGUAAUUUUUUGGAAAAAUCUACUAAUAUUUAAACAUCUCCUAACUCCCAAAACACUCCUUUUCUCCUCUUUUUUGUGCCUCAUCCCCUUCUUCCUGUCCCAGCGCCUUCUGUUACCGAGCAAUGAAUAAAUAAAUACAUAAAUAAAUAAACAAUAA